This is a messenger RNA of Bursaphelenchus okinawaensis, 1034 nucleotides long. The record is from the annotation of a GenBank genome assembly. NCBI's taxonomy places the organism in Eukaryota, Metazoa, Nematoda, Chromadorea, Rhabditida, Aphelenchoididae.
AUGUCAUUAUCAAGUCCUGGAGAUGAAACACCUAGUCCUUCUGACAGACAGAACGCUUCUGUUUGCGAUUCUGAAGGCAAAUAUGACUAUACAAAAAGCAGUGAAGUUGGAACGGGUGUUGAAAAAUUGUAUAAUAUGUUUCAAGCUGAGUGGAACUCUGUAAAUGGACUUACUAAAACUGAAAUGCUUUCUAGUUUAAGUCAAGGUACAAAACCUAAGUCAAGUUCAAAUCAAAAUCAUCAAAAGCUUGGCCAUGUAAGUUUAUAAACAUGUUUUGUAGCAAGAAAACUAAUUUUGGUCAAUCAUUGUCUCUAUUUUUAGGAUGUCGUAUCAAAAGUAACGUUGCCGAAGUCGCAGUCUCCGUUUGCUAUUGCAGUUUUUAAGGCUGUAGCUCCGUAUGCGCAUUUACUUUUGGAAGGCAAGGAAACAUCAGGUCGAAACAAGCAAAUAUGGGAUAAGAUUCAUAAUGAUUUUGUCACUAAACACCCAGAUUUAAAUCAAAGUGGACUUAGAAGAAGAAUGCAAGUGGCAUGGGCAAUGAAGAAGUACAACACUAAGAGGAAGAAAGGACCAUUGAAUGAGGUAAAUAUACUACUUGUUGUUAUUUUUACGUUUUUAAUAGAUACGCUUUAUGCGUAAACGUUUGACUUUUACAAUUGUAGGUAGAUAAAACAAUUGUAAGUGCCGUUGAACAAAGCCGGACUAAUUUGCCGUUAAUACCAUUGGAAAGUACACCGAAAAAAAUAAAAAAAUCUAUCCAACAGAAAGAGCUGGAUGAAGUACUAACUGAAGAUGUGGCGUUAAUACCAGAAAUAGGAGAUAUAAUUUAUGCUGGCACAAAAAAUAAUUUAAGAAGACCUAGAGGCAGGCCCAGGAAAUGCGAUGGAGUAACUCGGUCGGGACCAUCAGCUACACUGUACAUAUCUCCAAGUAGCUCGAAACCUUUAAAUCUACAAAAACUAUUGGGAAUCGACAGAUCUAUCGAUGUGGAUGACACGCGUAGUGUGAAUGUUGAUGAAAGUGCUAAUUUGUAA